UUUAGAAUUUGUUCGGGUUGCCAUUCCUAAACGAUAAGCAAAGUGGACAGUGGUGUGACUGAUACUGACACAAGUAACAAAGCAUAGCAGAGAGAGUGAGACAAAGCCAAAAAACAGUGAGAGAAAGAAAUGUCGACGGAGGGAGAGGUGGUUUGCGUUACCGGAGGAAGCGGUUGCAUUGGUUCUUGGUUGGUCCGUCUCCUUCUCGAACGCGGCUACGCCGUUCGCGCCACCGUAAAAAAUCUCAAGGAUGAGAAAGAAACCAAGCAUCUACAAGCCAUGGAAGGAGCAGACUCGCGACUUCGUCUCUACCAAAUCGAACUCCUUGACUAUGAUUCCAUUCUCGCCGCUGUCGACGGCUGUGCUGGCGUAUUCCACCUCGCCUCUCCCUGCAUCGUUGAUAAAGUCCAAGAUCCUCAAAGGGAGCUUCUGGAUCCUGCAAUUAAAGGAACCCGGAAUGUACUUACAGCGGCCAAGGAGAAAGGGGUUAGGCGCGUGGUGGUCACGUCAUCCAUAUCUGCUAUAACGCCGAGCCCUAAGUGGCCAGCAGACGUUGUCAAGGCAGAAGAUUGCUGGACAGACAUGGACUACUGCGAGCAAAAUGGAUUAUGGUAUCCAUUGUCCAAAACACUAGCUGAGAAAGCUGCAUGGGGCUUUGCCAAGGAGAAGGGUUUGGAUGUGGUGGUGGUGAACCCUGGUACGGUAAUGGGUCCCGUUAUCCCACCUACUCUGAAUGCAAGCAUGUUGAUGCUUUUGCGCCUUCUACAAGGUUGCACAGAGACAUACCAGAAUUUCUUUAUGGGUUCUGUUCAUUUUAAAGAUGUAGCCUUAGCACAUAUCAUGGUGUAUGAAAACCCAUCAGCCUCUGGUAGGUAUUUGUGUGUUGAAACCAUAUCUCAUUAUGGCGACUUUGUGGCGAAGGUUGCUGAGCUAUAUCCCGAGUAUAACAUUCCCAGUUUGCCAAAGGAUACACAGCCAGGGUUGUUAAGGGCAAAGGAUGGAGCAAAGAAGUUGAUGGACAUGGGCUUAGAAUUUAUUCCCAUGGAGCAAAUAAUCAAGGAUGCAGUUGAGAGUCUAAAAAGCAAGGGAUUCAUUCCUUAAGUGGAGCUUUUAGGUAACCAUAUGCGAUGUAGUGCCGAUAUUUUAGCGAGGAACUGUGAAUAGAAUAACUGCAGUUCCAUCUUGUUGAGCUGUAUAUCUACGUAUGAUGUGUUGGAUAGAAACACUGUUUGUACUCUUAAAACUUCUAAUAAUUCCCAUGGUGUUUGAAUA
Molecule: messenger RNA, 1272 nt
Organism: Manihot esculenta (cassava)
Lineage: Eukaryota; Viridiplantae; Streptophyta; Magnoliopsida; Malpighiales; Euphorbiaceae
Product: cinnamoyl-CoA reductase 1
Exons: 6
Coding region: 130-1101 (323 amino acids)
Molecular function (GO): oxidoreductase activity, acting on the CH-OH group of donors, NAD or NADP as acceptor
Source: RefSeq, a predicted model, not a curated record